CGAAUUUCAACUAGCGACUGGAAUUACGUUUCGAAAUUCGAAAUGUUUGACAUUGGACCAUGUUUUCUUAACCGCCAUAACAGGGAUUCCCCUUCCACGUUUCUUUGUAUCUUCGCAACUCUCAACAACAACAGUUUUUAGUCCGUAUUCAGUGAAAUGGUUGAGAUCCUUGGUGAAAGAAGUAAUUCGAGCUUAAUGACGAAAUGAGCCAAAAUAACAACAUCGGCGGCAUUGUGUCCCGUAUUCCAUAUGAAAUUUGGGUGCACAUAAUUCUAUAUUUAAAUGCUAGAGAACGUGUGAGCCUUGGUUACUCUUGCCGGCAAUUCUACAGAAUUGUCUUUAAAGAUACAAAAUUGCUGAGGGAUCUGGACUUUUCGCCAAAUGGAUACCUGACUUCUGCCUUGGACAUCUACUCUUGUUUUAGUAGGCAAAGAAAGAAACACAUACGCAAACUUAACAUUAGCAACUGUGUUACAGUUGUACUGAGUAACCUAUUGAAGACUUACAUAAAGUCAGCAUUAAACCUCGUCGAAAUUAACAUACAAGGAAUAAAGUUCAGAGAUAUUCAAGACGUGGGCACAUUUUUGCAACCAUUGACACACCUCCAACGGUUAUCGUUCGACUGGCCAAGGCAGUUAGGAGCAGUACAUUAUGAGGAAACCACUGCUGCAAAAUUUUUGUACCAACCAUUUAGCAGGCUUCGAUAUUUAUCAAUAAUCUUUGAUAACUCUAAUUUCUCAGUCGAAGUUGUUACCUGUUUGCAACUAUGCCUGGAACUCAUAGAGUUGCAUUUAUUCCAAUUAUCUCUGCCAGUAUAUGACUACAAAGGUAUUCAAAACUUACAUCUUAUUCCUCUACCACAUCUUAAGAUUGUCGAGUAUUGCGGAUAUAAAUCAGCGGAGGUAUUAAAGAUCGUGGAAUGUUUUAUCCCCGAACCUAGACUAUGGACAGAUUUUUAUAUGGGCCCAUAUGAUCGGGUUGAUGGCUUCUACUUUGAAAAGAAUGUCCUGAUCAUCGACAAAUCAAUAAAUUCUGAGCCUCUUAGAAUCUGGCUUAUGACUUCACACAUACUGCUGAAGACCUUGCUUGUAAAAAACUUUGAAGAUGCUCCAAAUGGUUACUGUUGUUUAUCAGGAGAAGCAAUGAAGGCACCGUGUCUAUUGAAGAUUGACGAGAUGAAGUCACAUUAUAUAAAUUUAAACAAAUCCGGGAUGAUACAUGAAGCCAAACAGCAAAUAUCUUAUCUCAAUAUGUACCAUCCUAUAACACCAGAAUGUGACCUACACUUAGUCGCGGGUGCUUUUCCAAACCUGACAGAACUUGUGCUUUGUAACCUGAUAAAAAGAGAAUCAGUUACUAAGCCAAAUGUACAUCCUCAGAGGCAUCUGAAACAACGUAAUGCAUCUACUGAGAAAGUUGGUGAUCUGAUGAAUACAAAUCUAGAUUCAUGUUUCAAAAUGCUUGUAGGAAAUACGCCAAAUUUGCGAGAGUUUAGACUAGAGGCUAAACGAGAGUUUAUAUGUACACGUCAUUAUCAUGAAAUAUGGGACCUAGAUUCGCUGCACCUGAUCUCAGGUUGGCGAAAUCUCAGAGCCCUAUGUUUGUCGUCGAUACCAAUAAAGGAUGGACGGUUUCUCGUACAAAUUGGGAGAAAAUGUACGCAUUUAGAGAAAUUGGAGUUAUACAAUAUGAGCACAACGAAUGACUGCUGCUACACAACUGAGCUCUCGCACAUGGUGAUGCACCUUCAAAAUCUGAGAGAAUUCACAUUUCACGAAACAAACGUGGGAAAGGUAUCCAAAGUGUUUUUCUGGCUUGGAAGAAAUCCAGAACUCAGGAAAGUUAGUGUCAAAUCUGAGGAACCACCAAGCGAUACGCUGUGUGUAAUGACAUCCUCUAUCGAACAUCUGCUUUAUUGCUGCCCAAAGUUGGCAAUAUUUUUCUGUGUUUUCGACGGCGUACACAAAGAAUAUAGUAACGAACUUACGCAUACUUUGCAAAGAUCGAAAAUUCUGUUUAACCGGCCGAAAUUGCAAUUUCAAGUAGUUGCUGGCCCUUAUCCGCAAAAUAUCGUUUAUGAAGACUUGUCACUGCUCAAAUUUCCACAUAAAUUGAUCAGAUCCGUUACGAUGUAAAAGUACGCCUACUACGCGCAGAUCUUUGGAUAAUCAUUGUGAAGUUUUAGUUACAGAAAAAAAGAUUCUAAAAUUUCACAACUACAAUCAAGAUGAGUAAAUGUGAUAAGACUUGGUUUCUGUAAAUGAAAAUAAAAGUAAAAACGUUAUGUUUCGA
Messenger RNA from Neodiprion fabricii, 2292 nucleotides. RefSeq lists its product as uncharacterized. The transcript is spliced from 8 exons. Gene Ontology annotation, molecular function: protein binding. The coding region runs from base 204 to 2135 and encodes 643 amino acids. Lineage: Eukaryota; Metazoa; Arthropoda; Insecta; Hymenoptera; Diprionidae. Gene Ontology annotation, biological process: SCF-dependent proteasomal ubiquitin-dependent protein catabolic process. The record is from RefSeq and is a predicted model, not a curated record.